AUGACUGAAAAAGAGAACUCGGCUCCUCGCCCUCCCCCCCUCCUAUGUCUCGGUGCUGCUCGCACAGGCACAGCAUCUCUCAUGGAAGCCCUUCGAAUCCUAGGCCUUGAAAACGUUCACCACGGCUGGGAAGUCUCAGAGCGCGAAGAUCAGCAAUGGCAAUGGCGCAUUUUCGACCGUGCAGCCGACGCCACGUUCCCCAACAUUCCCACAUACAACGGCAAAGGAUUCUCACGCGCAGAAUGGGAUGAAGUUUUUGGAAGCUACGAAGCUGUAUCAGAUGUAGCUUCUUUCUUUGCAGAAUCUUUAAUCCCAGCAUAUCCCGAUGCAAAAGUCAUUCUCGUCGAACGCGACAUUGAGAAAUGGUACAAGAGCGUUCUCAUGAUUUUCGAACCAGCUCAAAGUGCAUUCUAUCGAAAUCUUGGAGAAACAGUUGGGAAAUGGGCUGGUUAUGACAAUGCGAAAGCUAGUUUCAAGAUGCAUCAGGGUUGGACAAAGGCGCCUACUCCAGAGACCACGGUUGAGCAUCUAAAGGAAGCAUAUAUCGGACACAACAGGUACAUUCGAGAAAAUGUACCCGCAGAUCAACUUUUGGAUUUUCAGCUUUCGCAGGGUUGGGAGCCUUUGUGUCGGUUUUUGGGAAAGCCGAUUCCUGAUGUGCCGUUUCCUCAUGCUAAUGAUUCGGCGGCGUACAAGGCUAGGGGUAAGAAGUUGACUAGGAAGAUGAUGGGUAGAGCUGCGAGGAACUUUUUCUUUCCUUGUUUUCAGAAGAAGUUUUGA
Molecule: messenger RNA, 780 nt
Organism: Fusarium poae
Lineage: Eukaryota; Fungi; Ascomycota; Sordariomycetes; Hypocreales; Nectriaceae
Exons: 1
Coding region: 1-780 (259 amino acids)
Source: RefSeq, a predicted model, not a curated record